CUGUCACCUUGUUUCUUCCCCAUAGGGCCAUGUGAAACUUUCUGACUUUGGUCUUUGCACAGGACUGAAAAAAGCACAUAGGACAGAAUUUUAUAGGAAUCUGAACCACAGCCUCCCCAGUGAUUUCACUUUCCAGAACAUGAAUUCCAAAAGGAAAGCAGAAACCUGGAAAAGAAAUAGACGUCAGCUAGCCUUCUCCACAGUAGGCACUCCUGACUACAUUGCUCCUGAGGUGUUCAUGCAGACCGGGUACAACAAGCUCUGUGAUUGGUGGUCGCUUGGGGUGAUCAUGUAUGAGAUGCUCAUCGGCUACCCACCUUUCUGUUCGGAGACCCCUCAAGAGACAUACAAGAAGGUGAUGAACUGGAAAGAAACUUUGACUUUUCCUCCGGAAGUUCCCAUCUCUGAGAAGGCCAAGGAUCUAAUUUUGAGAUUCUGCUGUGAAUGGGAACAUAGAAUUGGAGCUCCUGGAGUUGAGGAAAUAAAAAGUAACUCUUUUUUUGAAGGCGUUGACUGGGAACAUAUCAGAGAGAGACCUGCUGCAAUAUCUAUUGAAAUCAAAAGCAUUGAUGAUACUUCAAACUUCGAUGAGUUUCCAGAAUCUGAUAUUCUUAAGCCAACAGUGGCCACAAGUAAUCACCCUGAGACUGACUACAAGAACAAAGACUGGGUCUUCAUCAAUUACACGUACAAGCGCUUUGAGGGCCUGACUGCAAGGGGGGCAAUACCUUCCUACAUGAAAGCAGCAAAAUAAUUCUCUUGCCAUGGAAUCCUACAUGGAACAGAGUUCUUUGUGCAACAUCAUGCUUUUCCUCCCACACUCUUGAAGAGCUUCCAAGAAGUUGAUGGAACCCACCAGUAUGUCAUAGUAAAGUCUCCUGAAAUGUGAUAGUAAGAGGAUUUCUUCCAUAAUGCAUCUGAAAAACUGUAAACAAAGACAACCAUUUCUACUGCAUCGGCCAUAAACAGCUAUCCUGCUUCUUCCGAAGCAUCAUGAGCCAAUUUGGUAGGUGUUUUAAAAACAACUUGAGUUUUCCUAAGUUCAUCAGAAUGAAGGGGAAAAACAGCCAUCAUCCAACAUUAUUGAGAUUGUCUUGUAUAGUCAUCGAAUAUCAGCCAAUUCCUGUGAUUUUGUGACACGCUAUCUGCCAAGCCCACCAAGUAUUUCCUUUAUAGCUGAAAGUUCCAUAGUACUAAGGAAAUAAAGCAAUAAAGACAGUCUCAGCAGCCAGGAUUCUGGCUGAAGGAAAUGAUCCACCACCCUGAGGGUGGUGAUGGUAGUUUCUACCCAUACCUCAGCCUCAGGCAAGUGGCUUAUAGCCUCCAUUCAUGGUGCACUUUAUUAUAUGGUACUAAGAUAAAGACUGUCAAUCCAUUGAUUUAUCUCCUCCCUGUCCCCAUCUAAAAUAUCCAUGCUGCUUUUCUGAGUGUUGAUGGGGGUUACCAGCUUGAUCCAUUGUUGCUCUUAGAAGGCCCAGAAAGUCUUUGGGCAUUGCCAAGGAAUCCCGGAUUAUGUGGAAAACCCUCACUUUCUCUUCACGGCUGUACCAGAAAAUCCCUAAGACAGAUGUUGCUGUGGACCAGCAAUACCUGCAAGUGCUGCCAACGGGAACUCAGUUUAUUCCUGGGAACUUAACAAGGAGAGCCCAGGCCUAGGCAGGAGGCCUGGAACCCUCUUGGCUAAGGUGCUUUUCCUGUUCCUGCAAGGUCUCCAGAACCUCUUUGGAAAUGGUGAAGGAACCAGCCCAAUAGAAGUAGAGCCUGCUGACAAGUCUUUGUAAAGUUCACUCCUCAGUCCUUGGCACAACCAUGUUUUGUCUUCUCUCUUGGUAUUUCUUCUCUCUCAACUUUAAGUAGCCAUUUUGCCUUGGAAUCAUGAUUACAAUUUUUUCCUUUGCAGAUGCCUUCCUGGGGGAUACUCUUCCCCACCCUAAAGGGUCGCCUGCAACUUAGGCGGAUUGGGUCUCUCUGCUGUGUCGUUCUCUCAUGAGAGACCCUCUGAAUUGUAUAGCACAAAGUGCCUUCUGUUUCGCAGCUGCCACCACCUUUAGAGGAAUUUUGUCAGAAAAAUGUGGAGGCUCCAUAUUAAUGCAUUAUUUUUUAAAACGUUUUGAUAACUCUUAAAGCAUCAUUUGCACCUGUGUGGGAACUUUGCCUGCUGCAGAGCAUCGUGGCCGAGCUGCAGCUGGGAGCCUGCUUUCUGCCAGUAAUGAGGUUGUGAAGAUCAGUUUUGAAAGGAAAGUAUGUCCUAGCUUAGCCAUUCAGAAGAGAAAAAUGGAAUAUCAGAGUUACGGUUGUCAGUGAAACUGCUUUGGGUUUUAACCUCUUAGAGGAAGAAAAAAGGUUAGGGAAGUCUCAACUCUGGAUGAAGGUGAUUUGUUUGCCUCUCAGUCUUUCAUUCAUAGCCUGCUAGUGGAAAGGAAGUAAAUGAGAUUCUUUUGUGUAACUUUGUAGUCUCUUUGUAUUACCAAAUAAUUGGGGUGUUGACUCCUGUGUGUUUUGCAAGAAUGUUUGGUAAGCCUGGGUAAAGAGAAGUAACUGCAGUGUUGGGAGAGUCUUUGUGUGGGGGAGUGGCAGGGGAUGAUUUGUUUUAGGGGAAAAUGCCCACAUUUUAACUUUUAAACUUAUGAAUAAACUGUGUGAAAACAGUAGUGGAAA
This is a messenger RNA of Macaca mulatta (Rhesus monkey), 2658 nucleotides long. Lineage: Eukaryota; Metazoa; Chordata; Mammalia; Primates; Cercopithecidae. The record is from RefSeq and is a predicted model, not a curated record.